AUGGAACCAAAAUUGCAUAUGACGACAUCUAAAGCUAGGAAGAAGCGAGCUGCUAAGAGAGGGUUUUUCGAUGAUCAGCUGACUACGAGUUUUAUGAAAGAGGAACCAUCGAACGGGAAAGCCAAAAAGAAAAGCAGCAGAAUAAGGAACAACAAAAAAUAUCCAAAGUCCUACCACUUGGGACCGAAACUUCUACCGACGAAUACCGAUGCGAUCCGACUCAAACCGACAAGUUAUUUACCGACAAACAGUGCCGUCCCCUCGCCAUUAAUUUACUCACCAGUUAACCUUAGAAACAUUAAGAGAGACUCAUCGACCUUUGCCGCAGAUAACAACCAGCACCUGAGUACUCAACCGAAUAAAACAAACGGUUCGAUUAAUCCAAAUAAGAUUCGAUUAAAUUCGGAUCAAAGCAUCAACGCCAAUAACAAUCCAAUGAACGAUUUCGGCGCAUCUUCGGAGCAAUUGAGAACCGGCGAGGAAUGCAACGUCGAUUUCGGAACGUGGAGGAAACCGAGCCUGGCCACCUACGGUUUCAUACCGGCCUACAAAAGGAACAAUAGCAAUGAAAACACAAUCAAGAACCAAUCUUACAGCAGUAGCCAACCGAGAAAAAGUCAGUUGAACGAGAAUGACGAUCGAUUCGAGAGGGAUAGUCUGAAGAGCGAAACGGAGCUUGACCUGACGACAUUUUUUAAGCGGACCUCCGUAGCAAACCCCAAUAUACCCAACACGGGAUAUAUAAGGGACAGGAGUGGCGAAGUCAUGAAGCGAGGUUUAAAACGAAGUCCUAAAUGUGAUUUGUGA
Messenger RNA from Helobdella robusta, 807 nucleotides. RefSeq lists its product as hypothetical. The transcript has 5 exons. NCBI's taxonomy places the organism in Eukaryota, Metazoa, Annelida, Clitellata, Rhynchobdellida, Glossiphoniidae. The coding region runs from base 1 to 807 and encodes 268 amino acids. The record is from RefSeq and is a predicted model, not a curated record.